Durusdinium trenchii is the source of this 749-nucleotide messenger RNA. NCBI's taxonomy places the organism in Eukaryota, Dinophyceae, Suessiales, Symbiodiniaceae. The record is from the annotation of a GenBank genome assembly.
GUCACCCUUCGCCGUGCCUUUCAUCAAUCCAGUGACGUCGCCAUGGCAGUCCCUUCGCCGGGUGGGAGCCGGAUGUCACGGCGUUUGCAGGACACCUUGAUGCGCUAUGGCCAGGUGGGUUUGGUGGUGCACUUCUGCCUCUCCAGCAUCUCCCUCGUUUCCUGCUACUUGGCCGUGCGCCACGGUGAGCACGUGGAGCAGUUGCUGGAGCUGGUCGGCAAAGGCCACGAGGAGCCCUCGGAGCAUUCGCAGGUCGUGGGUGCUGGAAGUAGCAUGGUGAUGGCCUUUGUUCUCCACAAGGCCUUGAUGCCCCUGCGCGUGCCCGUGACCGUGGCGGUGACGCCCUUGGCCGCCGCCAUCUGGACGCGUGUGGCGGCACGUUGGCUCUGAUGCGGCACCCAAAAGCGCGGCCCACGCGGCACGUGCCCGUGCGGGUUCUUGGAUGGCCCCCCACGAGGCAGGUCGCGAGGAAAACAUGAGGUAUGAUGUGGGACCCUAGGCCCUUUGACUCAAAACCUUGUUGCCUGGAUUCGAGGCAUGGAAUGAUCGCAUGAUAUCUGGGCAUUGCGACGCCUUGGAGGAAGAGAAGCUGGAGUGCUGGAUGAAUGCAUCCGCAGAAUACCUGCCCUUUUUUCGGUGUGAUGACACCCGCGUGAAUCACGUGUCCGGUGUGUGGCACGUGUCGGUGUGUGGUGUUUGUGCACGAUUCCGUGAGCGCGAGAAAGCACCGAGCGGGCCGAGCAGCUCGG